UACACAUACUUAUACAUACAUACACCUGUCUAUUGUAAAAAAAAAAAAAAAAAAAAAAAAAAAGGAUAAAUGUUUUUGUUUUUUAGCUUAGUUAUUUUCAGUUUCAUCACUUCCAGAUCCUUGUACAAUUUCCUGUCACAUCUAUGACAUCAGCUUUCUUCUCCUGGCAGACUCAUGAAAGUUAAACAAAUAUUUCCAGACUUUUUCCCUUUCAAACCUCCAGGUAUUCUGCCACACAAGCUUCUUCAUUACAUUUUCCCAGAACCAGAUGGUCUUCCUUUCCUCCUUCUUACAGGCUUCUGUAACCCAUAUUUUUUACAAUCCACAUUACCUACUAACUACUUACAUUUUGUGCCUGGUACAGUCUCACCUCAUUUUUUCUUUCUCUCUUUUUUCUAGUUAUAUGUAAAAGCUUUAUUAUAUUUCAUUUCUUGAUGAAAUCCUUUAAACUUCAUAUACUAAUUUUAUCUUCCACUUAUAUAUUAUUUGCUUUCUACUUAAAAUUCUUCUUCUGCCUAGUCUUUUCUUGUUUUGUAAAUCAGUAUCUUUCCUGCUUUUUAUUUUGGCUUCCUAUAUCUGAUCUACUUGAUACUAACUAAAUCUGUCUCUCUCUUUUACCCUUUUUGUUUAGUUAAAUUUCUAGUAAACAUAUUUUUUUGCAGUGCGUAUUUUCUUUUCGAAAAUUUCACCAAUCCACUCAUUCACACUCAUUCACCUGACCUCAGACAAAACAAGUAAAUCCAAGAUGAUAAUAUAUGAUAGCAGAGGAGUGGUAGAGGAAACAGAGAGAAGCCAAAAAAAAAAAAAAAAAAAAAAAAAAAAAAAAAAAAAUCCUCUGCUGACCUGUAACCUAGCCCAUUCGGCUGAGAUCCAUCACUAACGUAGUUCCUCUCCCUCUUUGUGUGGCUUCUUCCCUCAAAUAAGCCGGAGACGCAGCUCAGUCUUAAGGUCACAGAGCUCACUGAGCGGUAGAGACAGCGACAGCAUGGACAACGAGGUCACACUCACCAAGAUGGAUGUCGUUUUGUCAUUCGUAUUGGAGGUGUUGAUCAUGGAGGUACGGGAGAUAAAGCACUUGCCGCCCAACAGAAUCGUAUAUUGUACUAUGGAGGUUGAAGGGGGUGAGAAACUGCAGACGGAUCAGGCCGAAGCUUCUAGACCAAUGUGGGACACUCAAGGUGACUUCACAACUACACACCCCUUACCAGCUGUAAAGUGUAAGCUGUAUACAGAAUCCGCCUCUAUGUUAUCUCUAGAAGACAAGGAACUAGGCAGAGUAGUUCUAAAACCAACCGCUCUCUCUCCAAAGAUACCAGAAUGGUACAAGAUGCAAGUGCCAAAAAAUUCACCUGAGAGUAAUUUAAAUAUUAAGAUAACAGUGCGUAUGGACAAGCCCCAAAACCUUAAGCAUUGUGGGCAUUUGUACGCCUUAGGAAAAAGCUGCUGGAAAAAGUGGAAGAAGCGAUAUUUCUGUUUGGUACAAGUGUCGCAGUAUACGUUUGCAAUGUGCAGUUACCGAGAGAGGAAGAGUGAACCUACAGAAAUGAUGCAGUUGGAUGGGUAUACUGUGGACUAUAUUGAAGCUGUGUCAGCACAACUUAUGGUUGGAAUGGAUUUGGAAGGUGGGAGAUUUUUCUUCAACGCAGUCAGAGAAGGGGAGUCCAUUCUUUUUGCGACAGAGGAUGAGAAUGAAUCCCACCAGUGGGUGACAGCCUUGUAUCGAGCCACAGGCCAGGCUCACAAGCCAACACCACCUGUUAUGCCUCAAGGAAAGAACUCCACUCUUUCUAAAAUACAGGGAGAUGCGGACAAGGCUAAGAAACAUGGCAUGGAUGAAUAUAUUAGUGCAGAUCCAGUUAGAUUUGACCACCAUAGCCUCUUCAGAUUAUUACAGACACAAACCCUUGAGUAUCGUCUCAAUGACCCAUAUUGUUCAUUGGGGUGGUUCAGUCCAGGCCAGAUUUUUGUUCUGGAUGAGUAUCAGGCCCGUUAUGGUGUCCGAGGUUGCUUCAGACAUCUGUGUUACCUUGAAGACCUACUUGAUCGCGCCGAGAAGGGACAGAUGAUUGACCCGACUCUCAUACACUACUCCUUUGCCUUCUGUGCCUCCCACGUUCACGGGAACAGACACCAAACUACAAGCCCCGCCGAAGAUGGGACAGUGACAGUAGGCCAAGAACAAACUCAAGGCCAAAUAGCCCCUAACGUUCCAUUUCCAACAAGACCGGAUGGAGUGGGAACCGUCCUGGCUGAAGAGAAGGAGCGCUUCCAGGCCAUCAAGGAAAGGUUAAGAGUCUUACUUGAACACCAGAUUACCAACUUCAUGUAUUGCUUCCCAUUUGGUCGACCUGAAGGUGCCCUCAAAGCCACACUGUCUUUACUUGAACGGGUAAUGAUGAAAGAUAUAGCAACUCCAGUGCCCCCUGAUGAGGUGAGAGGCAUGAUUAAGAAGUGCCUAGAGAAUGCCGCUCUCUUAAACUAUACCCGUCUGUCGGCUGAAACAAAGAUUGAAGGUGGAGACACCACUCUGCAAGAGGACCUAAGUGGAGAGUCAGCAGUGUCAGCGAGCAGGAAACUCUACGAUCUUAUUCAUCUCGCAGAGCUAUGUGUCGAUCUCCUUCAGCAAAAUGAAGAACACCAUGCUGAGGCUUUUGCUUGGUUCAGUGACCUUCUGGUAGAACAUGCAGAGAUCUUCUGGUCCCUGUUUGCAGUGGAUAUGGACCAGGUGUUGGCCGAGCAACCACCUGAUACCUGGGAGUCAUUCCCGCUCUUCCAGAUCCUGAAUGAUUACCUGAGAACAGAUGAUAAUCUGAAAAACGGGCGUUUCCACCAACACCUGCGAGAGACGUUUGCACCGAUGGUUGUACGAUACGUGGAUCUUAUGGAAUCCUCGAUAGCUCAGUCCAUUCACAAGGGCUUCGAGAAGGAACGGUGGGAGAAUAGGGGGAAUGGAUGUGCGACCUCAGAGGAUCUCUUCUGGAAGCUUGAUGCUUUACAAUCUUUUAUCCGAGAUCUUCACUGGCCCGACCAUGACUUUGCCAAACACCUGGAGCAGAGAUUAAAACUGAUGGCUUGUGACAUGAUUGAAUCUUGUAUAACCCGAACGGACCAGGCGUUCCAACAGUGGCUAAAGAAGGGGACUGGCUUCGUGUCCACAGACUAUGUUCUCCCAUCCGAAAUGUGUGCAAUGGUGAAUGUCAUCUUGGAUGCUAAGAACCAGUCCUUUAAGCUGUGUGCAGUUGAUGGCGUUGAUGUGCACCAAUACCACACCAAAAUUGACGACCUUAUAGAGAGAACAAGCAGCUCCAUGACUCAGGGAAUGGUAGCCAAGCUACUCUCUGUGCUGGAGUCGGUCAUCUCUAAGCUCGGUAGAUAUGACGAGGGAAGCUUCAUUGGCUCCAUCCUGUCAUUUACUUACAAACAGAAUGUGAGUGGGUCUGGAAAGGAAUUGGGAAAAGCAUACAUUAACUUUGCAAGAAACUCCAUGGACCAAAUUCGCCAGAAGGUCAACGACGAGCUCUGGAUUUUGAACUUGUUUGAGCAAUGGUAUGCUGCCCAAGUCACCAUGAUCUGUUCUUGGCUGAGCGAAAGACUCGACCACAACCUCCAUCCAUACCAGUGCACCUGCCUCGCACACAUUGUCAAGAAAAUCUAUACUGACUUCGAACUGCAAGGUGUAAUGGAGGAGAAGCUGAACACCAAGACAUACCAAACUAUAAGCCAGCGUAUGGCCACAGAGGAGGCAGCCUGUGCUCUCAUGGAGGGUAGCCGACGUGCCGCAGGAGAUGACGAAAUUGAAUCAAGCCUACCUGAAGGGGCUGAGGGAGAGGACUAUCCAGAAACGGGCAUUGAGGACGACAUGGUGGAGAAGAAGCCCAAGGUAACCGCUCAGCUCAGCCAGACGCUCGGAGAUGAUCCUGCGAACUACGUCGCUAAGGUGUCUAACGUUGCUGGAAAUGUUGCCGGGAAAGUUGGCAAUGUUUUUGGUGGUCUCAGCAAAGGCAUUGGGGGGAUCACGGGUAAAUUUGGAGGUGGAGGUUUCUUCUAAGAAUAGAGAGGAAAGCGCAGAAGAUGAUCUACAGGAGUCUGUUUCAACUUCAACACUUCUGUUCAGUUUCUUAACCUAUAGAUGUCUCUUCACUAUUUGAAAGUUCAUUAUGAUUAAGUCAGCUUUAUGGACAAUCUCCACUGGAAGCAACAGGCAUGAAGAAAAUAGUUUGUGUGAAAUAAGUUAAAAAAAAAAAAAAAAAAAAAAUCAGGAGAUCAGUUUAAUUACAUUUACUUUCCUAAUUUUGAAAAACUUUUGUUUUAUUAAUUGUCACUGUAUAUAAUCAAUUACACAGACAUUUCUAAAGAUUAAUUUGUUGUGAAAUAUACAUUCCCAGUAAGUUUGGAAAUAAUUUUAGUAUAUAUGAAUAUUACAGAGGGUAACAAUUAUGCCUUUUACAUUAGAAGCGAGAAAAGGUCUGGUAUGAUUAACACACCUUGUAUAAUUGCUUAGCAACUGAAAGGAGACAUAGAGAAGAAAAGAUUAUUAAUAGCUUUUCAAGUAUAACAGAUUUAAAUACUCAUUAAUAUUUUAAUAUUUCAAUGCAGUGUAAAAGGUAACUGCAUGAAUACCUUUUGUGAAAUUCAUUGCAUAUAUAAGAUAAAAGAAAAAAAAAAUUCAUAUGCUGUGCAGAAUACUUUAAAAAGUCAAGUUGAAGGUAACAUGCUAAUUUUACUUUAAGUUAUUUGCUGAAAUUAAAGUUGUGACUCAUUAGUUGUUUAAUGUUGCAGAUGCCAGGACUACCUAAGGAUACUUAUCCAUUCAUUUGUUUGCCAGUUUAUUUACUAUAAUUUUUAUGAACAUAUAGGUGUGAGCUUACAUGGAAAACACAUGUAUUUCAUAGUAUUAUAAGAGUUUACAAAAGAAUCAUGUUUAAAGCCAAUGUUAUUAUAUUCAUGUUUGUUUUUUUAUGUUUACAGUUUCAAAUUUACUUAUGUUAGUGAUGUACAUGAUAAUUCCUGCAUCACACUGAUUUAUAGUUCUUAAGAAAGACAUACUGUUCAUACCUUUUAUAUUCUUUUAAGCCAGAAAAGGUUUCAGUACUGUACAGUCUGUUGAGAAAUAAUAAUAUAUUAAAAACAAUGUUUUGUAAUGAUGGGAAUGUAAUAGAAUCUUCUGAAAAGAAAUAAUCUAGCAUUUCCCAAGAAGCGGCCAUUACAGUUGGUUUAUAGUUACAUUUUUUUUCUCUCUUUCUCUCUCUCUCUCUCUGUCUGUCUCUGUCUCUGUCUCUGUCUCUGUCUCUGUCUCUUAUUCCCUCAGUACUAACACUUACUGAUAAUACAAGCUACUUUCUUCCUGUUCUAUUCUGGUUAUACCAUUAAUUCUUCUCUUUUCUUUAUUUUAGUUGUGUGUGAUUUUCUCUUUUUUCUGGUGCCAUACUGAGGAAUGUACAGCUACCUGAGGCGGUUUCUGUUGCCCUCAAUAGGUCUGGCAAUUAACACACCUGCUGCAGUUGGUCUCACUGUUGUUAAAUUUGUGUUACCUACGACUCUGCUGUAAACUUUUUUAUACUGACUGUAGCAUAUGAUCACCCUGAGAAUAUAUCAGAAGUGAGUGCAAAGUGAAAAGUGAACCACUGGGUUGUGUGUUCUUUCGGCAGACCUUGUCUUGUUGACCACUUUUGUGUAUUAUAAAAGUUCUUGUUGCUAUGUUAUGGAUAUAAAAUAUAGCAAAUUAUGAUUAAACAAUAGUCUAGGCAAAAUACUUUUAUAUAUUAGCUAUGCAUACAUGUUAAGAAUAUUUAAUAUUAAAUGGCAUGUGGUGGCAAGUUCCGUAGCUGCUACAGGUUGGCAAUAUAUUCCUAAAUUCUCUUUAUCUAUACUUCAAUGUCUCUUUUUUCCUUUUUAGAAGACAUGAGUUCACUUUGGUCUCAUAUGAAACCAAUGUCCCAGCUUGCAAUGCCAAUUUCUCCCUCUUCACCAACUUCCUCCAUCUGUAAUCUCAAAUAGGUAUAAUACCCCAAAAUUACCCAUCCACCAUAUAUUGUAUAUCUUGCCUUAUCAUUGAUUAGUUGAUCAAUAAAAUAUUAUCCAUAUAAGCUCUUCUUUCUACACUGUAUCUCUUAGGGAAGUAAUCUAUGGCUUUCUGUUUCACAUAUGGACUGUGUACACAGAUUUUUGAUCUUACUACUUUUCAUGGAAGGGUUUUAAGGGGAGGUCUAGAAUAUGUGAAAUUAUAUUGAUUCAAUAAACCCAUAAAGAUUUUAUAAAACCAUGUUUAUGUUUUCUGGCAUAUUUCCAAAUCAUAAGUUGAUUUCUGAUUGCUAUCUACCAAAUGAGAAAUGAGAGAAAAAAAGACAAAGAAAUUUACCAAGUGUACUGUAAAUAUUCCAUGCUCUUUUAUUGCUGUUGGAGUCCUGAGAUCUAGUGGUAAGUCUAACCUUCAUUGGGAGAAGGGUAAUUUUACCUAAUAGAUGAACUACAAAUGGUACAAAGGAAUUUCUUAAUGGGAAAUGCUAUUGUGGAAUGAAAAAAAGAAGAGAAGAUCAAAGAAAAACAAAGAAACAAACAAAACAUCAUGUGCAAUAUUAAAAACCUAAGAUUGAUUUUAAAAAAUUAUAAUAUUAUAUUACUUACUUGAUAUUUACCUCUUACGUUUUCUUCAACAAUGUUGAUGAUCACAUUGUCCAUAUAAGUUUAUUGAGUUCAUGUGUUACAUGCUGUUGUUCACACAUUCAACAUACUUUGCACUGAUGAGUUAAAAUUGUAACACUGAGUGGCAGAUCUCCCUAUUUUUAUCAUGUAGAAACAUGACAUAUAAAUAGUCCUUGUAUAAUAAUACCAGCUAUCACUAGCUAGCAGUGCAUGAGACUGUCAUAAGAAUUGUGUCACAGGACUUCAUAAGCAUAUGUCAUUUGUGACUAAACUUAUUUCUCUCUAAGUGUGCGAUGUGUCCAAGGGGAAACUUACCCACCCUAUACUACAUUUCCAUUAUGCAAAUAUUCCAAAAUAAUCUUUAAAUCACUUAUACCUGUUGUUAACCAGCUGCUUGGUGCUUGUACUAAAUGCUAAAGAGAAAUUCUUCAAGCUAGAAGUCAGCUUUUGAACCACCUUUCAGGAGAAGUUAUAUCUAGUGUGUAAAUAUAAUUUUUUGGGAAAGAAAUGGUAUUAUUGUUUUUUUCUAAUCAAGUGAAAAUACAGAAAAGCCAUCCACUUCAAAUUUAUUUACUAUUUUAGUAAAGUUAAGCUUAUAUCUUUGAAUCUCAAAUAGAUAUUAGAAGAUUCUACUCUUUUUAAGUUUAAAGCUAGUUAUUGUAUGCAAAGUAUAAAGAUAAUCCAUUGGUUUAGAGGACAUACUUCAAAAGAGCACUAUAGUCAGCUAAUUUUAUAUAAAAAAUAUAUAUAUUCCUUGUAAGAUAAAUAAAGAUUAUUCAGUUUUAAUGAAGGAAGGUAUGAACAAACAUUACUGAUGGACUAAAAUGAUAGUAUGAUAAUUAUU
Penaeus chinensis is the source of this 7486-nucleotide messenger RNA. It is a transcript of the gene Cadps, whose product is annotated as calcium-dependent secretion activator-like. Gene Ontology annotation, biological process: synaptic vesicle exocytosis; dense core granule exocytosis. The coding region runs from base 986 to 4048 and encodes 1020 amino acids. NCBI's taxonomy places the organism in Eukaryota, Metazoa, Arthropoda, Malacostraca, Decapoda, Penaeidae. The transcript has 30 exons. The record is from RefSeq and is a predicted model, not a curated record.